AUGGAAAUAAGAAUCUCUGGAAUUUUUGUUAAAAGUAUUGCUAAAGGAAGUGCAGCUGAUAUGUGCGGUCAAAUACGAGUAAAUGAUCAAAUAAUUGAGGUGGAUGGUCGCCCUUUACACGGCUAUACAAACCAUGAUGCUGUUGAAGUAUUAAGAAGCACAGGAAAAUCUGUUAAGUUACGUUUAGCGAGAUAUCUUCGUGGAGCAAAGUAUCAGCAACUUCAACUGGCUAUUGCUAGUGGUGAGUUGAGUUACCCAAGUUUACCUACUGUUCAGGCACAAAUACAUGAGCCAAAGAUUGUUGCAGAGGCAGCUAAUAAAGAUGUUGAUGUUAAUAAUGUAAAUCUUCUAAUUGAUGAUGAUUAUGCAAGUGCUUUAUCACCUACAGUAGAAGCAGCUAUCCAAAGCAAAUGGAGUAAAAUUAUGGGUCCUGAGUUUGAAAUUGUUGUUGCUCAGUUAUCAAAAUUCCGUGAAGGAGGUGGUCUUGGUAUUAGUUUAGAAGGCACCGUAGAAGUAGAGGAUGGAAAAGAAGUUCGUCCUCAUCAUUAUAUAAGAUCCAUUUUACCUGAUGGGCCAGUUGGUGUCAAUGGCCGCUUGCAGGGAGGGGAUGAAUUAUUAGAAGUAAAUGGAAUAAAACUGCUAGGCAUGAACCAUCAUGGUGUGGUAGCUACUUUGAAAGAACUUCCAAUGCAUGUGAGAAUGGUAUGUGCUCGUCAGUUGCUACCUGCUGAACAGGAGAUACUUCCGUCCUUGAGCCAGGCCAACUAUUCUCAUCCGUACCACAUGGAAUAUGACUUAUCAACUGUUCCUGAUUUUGUGGGCCGUGGUAUGCUUUCUGGACCUUUUGGGGGCAGCCUUACAUCGCUUACACAAACAUCUGAAAGAUUAGUCAAAGCAAAAUCUGAUGGCUCUCUCGCUAUUGGAACUUCAGCAGCUUCUUCACCCCCUAUGGAGGCUGCUCUUUCUAAAUUAAAAUCGAGAUCUCUAGAACCUCUCACUGGGCUAGCUAUGUGGAGUAGUGAGCCUCAAAUUAUUGAAUUAAUGAAAGGAGACAGGGGAUUAGGUUUUAGCAUCCUUGACUAUCAGGAUCCCAUGAAUCCAAAUGAAACAGUGAUAGUUAUUCGAAGCUUAGUGCCAGGUGGAGUAGCUCAGCAAGAUGGACGUCUCAUCCCUGGAGAUCGACUACUCUUUGUCAAUGAUAUUAACUUAGAGAAUGCUAGUCUUGAUGCUGCGGUGCAAGCGCUGAAGGGUGCACCAAAGGGGGUCGUUCGUAUAGGUGUUGCCAAGCCCCUCCCCCUGCCCGAGAGUGGCCAGAGUGGACAGAUCUCUGUGGACAGUAGUCCCACACUGCCAGAUAUGAAGUCUUCAUUUGAUCUACCUCCUCGUCUGAGUUUGAAUUUGGACUUUGAGCAGAAACCGGCGAUUGGAGAAAAGCUUGUGCUGCCAUCUGCCGACGAAUCUGAUACUCUGAAAUCUUCAAAAUUUAUUCAGUCUCCUUUGAAAACUAUUCAAAUCAAAAAGGGCGCAAAUGUCUUAGGUCUCAGUGUGAAUAUCGUCGAUUCCAUGGGUGUAGUGAUCACUUCUGUAACACCUGGAAGUGCCGGAGAUCAAGAUGGUCGUAUCAAACCGGGAGAUAUCCUGGUUUCUAUCAAUGGCUGCUCCUUGCUCGAUGCAGAACCUCGCCAAGUGGGAGAGAUCUUAAGGAGUGUCGACAAAGCAACAUCCGACGUCGUAGUGCAGUAUAUACCUGCAGAUACGUCAUUUACAGAAAUAUCGCCAAAGAACUCUUUCCGACAGUUGCAAAAGCCUCAUGCCAAAUUUGAUGAAGAAGAAGACGAGUACUUUGAUGUUCCUGAAUCAGAACCGCCUGAGCUUCUGUCAUAUACUCCAUCUACACUCGUAUCCGAAAUAAAGAUGCCAACACCUUUUCCCCAUGCGUCUCCUGAGGCGGAGAGGUUACGAAAACAAACAGACAACAAAAUAUUGCCCAAAUUACGACCUGCAGAAACCAAAAUUUCUGCUAUCCACUUACCAGCGAAAUCUGCUGCAGUUCCUGUUACCGUGCCGCCUACUUCUGUGGGAUCUUUCGUCAAAGGGUUAGACGUAUCCAGUAUGGUCAGCAAAGUGAAACCAACAGUGCCUUUUAAGCCCACGAGAACUUCUCUAUCGCCCAAAGAUGCCUUGCCUGCCAAAGCCAAACCUAAAACAACGACAAUCGAGAAUCUCGUGGGAGACAUGAAUACGACUAGCAUGGCUAGGCAAUGGGGUCCAGAAUGCACAGUCGAGUUGUGGAGAGACCCUGUUAAAGGUCUGGGUAUUAGCAUUAUAUGCGGUGCAAAAGUAGAUGCACUUCAUGGAGGUAUCUUCAUUAAAAAUGUUUUACCUGAUAGCCCAGCAGGAUGGAAUGGAAUGCUUAAAAGAGGAGAUCGAAUUCUCGAAGUUAGUGGUGUAGAUAUAAGGAUAGCAAGUCAUGCCAAAGCAGUUGACGUCAUUAAAAAUGCAUCUAAUCCUGUAAAAUUCCUAAUUCAGAGCUUAAUUCCAUUGCCAAAAAAGGCCGAAUCCGAGUCGCCAUCAGUUCCAUCGAUGUUACCUCUGGAAGUAUCAACUGAUGAUGCGAAACUCGAAACCGCGAAAUCUCCUGACGCCAAAACUUCUACGCUUACAUCAUUCCAAUUAUCUCCUGUUUUGCCAACUGCCCACAAUCCUAGCACCCCUUCGGCGUCUUCUUCCAAUUCGUCUUCCCGCGAAUCGACCAUCAAGAGAAAUAGUUCAUGCAAGGAACCUGUCGCGUCUCGUGAAGUCAUCACUUCCGCCCCUGCAACUGUUACUCCGUCCGAUGAAAGUACCGUUGAUGCCGACGAUCUUCCUCGUGAGAAGGAUGAGACUGACGAUAAAUUAGCCUUUGGCCCUCUGGAGGAAGGCAAAGUGCUGACGAAGCAAGGGCUCCAGAUCGACUCUGCAAGUGCCGGAAAUAUAAAACUGACACCUACAGAAAAGGCUGGAGACCUUGAAGAAGAAGAUGAAUUUGGCUAUACGAGCAGUAAGCUUUUUAUUUUAGACUGCGAGUCUGCAAACAUUAAAUGAUAAAUGUAACGAAAGACAUCAUUUACAGAACAAAGAGAAAAGUUUCACUCUUAUUUCUGUGAAAAUGCUUUAUUAAAAAUUUAAAGAAAGAUUUCUGAUGAAUAAGCACAUG
This is a messenger RNA of Stegodyphus dumicola, 3196 nucleotides long. RefSeq names its product multiple PDZ domain protein-like. Lineage: Eukaryota; Metazoa; Arthropoda; Arachnida; Araneae; Eresidae. The record is from RefSeq and is a predicted model, not a curated record. Gene Ontology annotation, molecular function: protein binding.